GGUUGUGUGUGAGGUUGGACCAGCACAUUAUGCUCAGUCUGGAAUCAUUAAUAUAAUGGUAAAUGGGAAGGAAGGAAUCUCGCCGAAUAGUUUUACCUUUACCUACCAGGAACCAGAGCCGACAUCUCUGAGACCCGUUGAAGGAGUGCUUGCUGGAGGAACGCAUGUUACAAUAUCCGGAAAUAAUCUAGAAACUGGAUCAAAAAAUGAUGUCCAAGUGUCCCUCGACGGUUUCCCGUGUAAAGUCAUUUCAUUUGGUGAAGAAAUAAUCUGCAUUACAAGUGAGGCAAAGAAAGAAGGAAACGUCAAAGUGAAGAUGUCCUAUGGUACGAACACCUUAAAAGAAGCUGGAAAGUUUACAUACAGAAGCAAUCCCAUCAUUUCCCAGUUUUACCCUGAUCGCAGUUUUGCCAGUGGAGGAAGAAAUAUCACCAUUUCUGGGAUAGGAUUUAAUCUUGUGCAGCAUUUCAGCAUGAUGGCCACAUUGCAAACAAGAAGAGAGAAAAGAGAACUGGAGGAUCAUGGCUGGCAUAUAAUAGAAAAGGAAGACAUCCUUGAGAAAGUUGAUGACACCGUAAUAAUAUUCUCCUCUCCUCAAGUACCGGAAAAUUACCAGAACUCAGAGGUUAUUGUAGUGAUUCAAAUGGAUGGGUUUGUGACACCUCUGCAGACAACUGAUCUCUCUUUCAAUUAUCUCCAUGAUCCUACUUUUGAUAACUUCACAGAUGGGAUCAAAAAACAAGUGAACAAUCUCAUAAAUGCCAAGGGCAAUAACCUAAAUUCCGCAAUGACCAUAGAAGAGGCAAAAGCUUUUGUCGGUGAAGGCGUUUGCAAGAUAAAUACUUUAACUGCAACAGACUUGUACUGUGUUCCACCUGAAGAACAACCUCCACCCAGAAAGCGCCAUAAGAGAGACACCACAGACAACUUGCCAGAGUUCACGGUUAAAUUUGGAAACCGAGAAUGGAUACUGGGAAAAGUAGAAUAUGGACAGUCCCCAGCAAUUCCCUUGCACAUAAUUAUUCCAGUAGUGCUCAUACCAAUGAUCCUAAUCAUUGUCAUAGCUGUCUACUUCUAUCGCCUGCCGCUGGUAAAAGAAAGACCGGGGGAACAUGGAGCAGGUUGGGGAAACAGAGUCGCCUAG
This is a messenger RNA of Bufo gargarizans (Asiatic toad), 1144 nucleotides long. RefSeq names its product plexin-B2-like. The annotation marks the transcript as partial. Gene Ontology annotation, biological process: regulation of cell shape; positive regulation of axonogenesis; regulation of GTPase activity. The record is from RefSeq and is a predicted model, not a curated record. The transcript is spliced from 9 exons. Gene Ontology annotation, molecular function: semaphorin receptor activity. Gene Ontology annotation, cellular component: semaphorin receptor complex. NCBI's taxonomy places the organism in Eukaryota, Metazoa, Chordata, Amphibia, Anura, Bufonidae.